Molecule: messenger RNA, 1407 nt
Organism: Phragmites australis (common reed)
Lineage: Eukaryota; Viridiplantae; Streptophyta; Magnoliopsida; Poales; Poaceae
Exons: 2
Coding region: 1-1407 (468 amino acids)
Source: RefSeq, a predicted model, not a curated record
AUGGUGGUCACCGACUACCUGCACCACCAUCUGGCCCCUUUGUGGGAGCGUGCCCGCUUUGCCUGGAUUGACACCGGCUCGGGCGACCUGACGAGGACCCACAUCGGCCCGGACGGAGACCUCGACGAGGGGGCGCUGGCGACCCUGCUGAACGUGGUGACCGGCAUCGACGACCUCGCCUGGGCGGUCCUGCCCCGAGAGGACCUGGCGCUCUACACAGACCCGGGCCGGGCAACGCUGCAGGUGUCCAUGCUGGAGUUCGACGCCCAAGGCCUAGUGGAUCGUCCGGGGCGCUGGAACCCCGGGACCAUACAAAUCCCCGGGGUGGAUGACAACAGAGGGCGGGGCACCGCCGCUGAAGGCAGCAGGCCGGCGGCCCGAGGAGACAAGGGGAAGCAUCUCUGGGCGUACGUCCCUCAGCCGUCUUCAUCAUCGUCACCGUCACCUCCGCCGCCCAAGGAUCCCGUAGGAGGCCAGAAGCAACUAGAGGAGCUGAGGCUAGCCCCUGUUCCAGGGCCGAGCGCGCCAGAGGACCCUGAGCCGAGGGCUCCGGCCGGUCCCGAGCAGCAAGCGCCGACCAAACCUGCCCAGAGCCCUCCGAGGAAGGAGCGAGUGGCCGCAGGGGAGGUGGUCGCGAUGAGGGCGGUGCCAGAACGGCAGCUGUCGGGGACCCUGAGCGCCUCUACAGAGAGGGCUCGCAGGGGACCUAGCCCCCAGCCACCUUCUGGCCAGGCCCUGGAACGCCUCUCGGAGGUGCUGGGAAGCGCCCGGGAGGUCAUCGGGCGGCUCGAAGUGGCCGUGACGGCAGAGCGGGCAAAGCUCGACAAAGAGCGCGCUGCCCUGGUCGAUGAGAGGGGGUGGCUGGAGGAGGCCCAGAAGCUUUUGGAGACCCACAUCACCUCGGCCCGCGCAUCUUACGAGAAAUCCAUGCGCGAGGUGGCCGAGGAGUGGGAGGCGUUAGAGGAGACCCGUAACGAAACCGUCGCUGCGCAGGAGAAGGCCAACUGCAUGGAGCGGCUCGUGACCGAGCGCGACCAGGCGUCCCGGAGGCGCGCCGCAAAGCUGCUUGCUCGGGAGCGGAAGCUGAUGUCUCGAGAGGAGGCGGCCAGUAGAAGGGAGGAGGCCAUGCGGUCUGCCCUGGUGGACUUGGCCUGCCAGAACGACGAGCUCGAGCGUGGCCACGCCGAAGUCCUCCGCCGGGAGGAGCAGGUUGCGAUACGCAAGACUGACGUCAAAAUAAUGGCGGUGGCUCUUGAUGCCCGGGAGGAGCAGAUUGGGUUGCGCGAGGUGGAUGCCGCCUCGGCAUCGUCGGCACUCACCGCCCGGGAGGAGCUGGUCGCCAAGCGGGAGGCCGACCUGGCUGCCCGAGAGCAAGCAAUCGAGGCCCGAGCCGAGCAGUUGCAGUGA